Molecule: messenger RNA, 309 nt
Organism: Eruca vesicaria subsp. sativa (arugula)
Lineage: Eukaryota; Viridiplantae; Streptophyta; Magnoliopsida; Brassicales; Brassicaceae
Source: the annotation of a GenBank genome assembly
AUGAUACGUUGCAAAAGCAAACCUGUUUCACGGAGGAAACGUUGCGAAGAUCACAAGGGAAUGCGAGUCAACGCCUUCUUCUUUCUGCUCAACCCAACAGAACGUGAUAAGUCCAAACCGGUGACACGUUCAAGCUCAAUGAACCAAGAGGAACCAGGUCAAAGUCUUUUAUGUGAAGCUACAACGAAGAAUGGUUUGCCUUGUACAAGAAGUGCUCCUAAGGGAAGCAGAAGAUGUUGGCAGCACAAAGAUGGAACUCUGGACAACAAAUCAUCUGAAAAUGUUCAGACAUCAGCAAACGUAACUUAA